AUGAGAAAAAUUAACCGUUCUAAUAUUAUUAAACCUAGAGGUUUAUUAAAUAAAAAUAACGUAAACUGUAAAACUUGUAUUAUAUAUUCUUAUGAUAAUGAAGGAAAAAACAAAAAAAAAUUUAAAUCAUUUUUUAAUUCAUUAUUUUCUAAACGUUUUGGUAUAUCUAUUAUUGGAAUAAUAUGUAAUGGAUUUUCAAGUAAUAAUACAUAUUCCAGAAUUUUAAUUGAAACAGAACUUCCUUCUUCUAAUGAAAAUGUGUUAAUAACUUCAAAUAAUUUUCUUACCAAUAUUAAUAUUGCACCUAAAAGGCCAAAAGAUAAAUUAUCUGUUGAAGAUGCAUUCGGAACAGUAAAUAGAAAAUUAACAGAUUGUCAUAAUAAAUUACAAAAAAAUAUAAAUAAACAUGGGUUGUGGAAUAAUCAUACGAGCCUUACUUUUGGUUAUGCUUGUUCACUACUUGAUAGUAAUAAUACGGAUAAAGAAAUAAAUAAAAAUAUAGAUCAAUUAAUAACUGAUCAUAUAAAUAAUAAACAAAAAAUGUAUAUGUUAUGGUGGGAUGUAAUGAAAAAUGAAAAAAAAAAAUAUAAUUUAACAACAAAAUAUUUAUAUAAACAUCAUCAAAACUUAAUACAGAAAUAUAAAAACAUUGAUCAGUACACCGCAGAAAUGCAAUGGAAGGAAUGUAGAAAAUACAUUAUCUUAGCUAGAAUAAAGUAUGAAAAAUAUAUAAAUCAUAUAUUCUAUAAAUGGAUUAAUAAACCUACAACCAAAUCAUCUACAUUUAAAAAAAUUGUAAAUAAAAAUAGAACACUAUGGAAAAUGUUAACUAAUUAUAUUAUACACACAUAUUCACAAUCUAUGACAUAUUCAUAUGAAUAUAUUAGUAAAGACAUUCACAAUAAAAAUCAUCACAAUCCAACACAUAUAAACAAAGAAAAUUAUAAAAAUUUUAUAUCAACCACCUUAGGAAGUAGUCAAACACAUAAUUUAAACUUAUUAUAUAAUUAUGAACAAUUUUUUCAAGAUAUACCACAUAUUGAUUUAGAUGCAUUAGACAAUAUCAAAGAAGAAACACAACCUAUUGAUGAUGAACAAAAAAUAGAAGAAAAAAAACAAAUAAGUGAAAUGCGCACAGAUUUUGAAGAAAUACAAUUCAUUAUAAAAUCAGAAGAAAGAAUUAGUUCACUAGAAGAAUCACUAUAUAAACCCUUACCACCUUUAAAUGAAAAAGAAAAACAAACCGAUGACUUAGAAAAACACAACAUAAUAUCAGAACAACCAGUAGUUCAAACUGAACAAGAAAUGGUUGAUACAGAACAAACAAAUGAACAUACACUGCAAUCCAUGGUAGAAUCGAUACAACCGAUCCUUCAAUUAGAACAACCAGUAGAGGAAACAUUACAAUCAAACAUAAACUUAAUAGAGCCCGUUAUCCAAUCAGUACAUCUCGUUUUAGAAGCAGAAGAUCCCAUAACUGAAACUGAUCAAUCAAUUAUCCAAACGGUACAAUUGGUUAUUGAUUCAGAACAGCCAACAUUAGAAACUGCUCAAGAAGUACUUGAAGCAACAAGAGAAGCAAUUCGUACAAUACAAAAUGCAGUAAAGGUAAUAACAGAAGUGCUUAGAGAAACACAAAAUUUAGUUAAAGAAUUACAACCAAUAUCGGAACAAACACAUAGCAGAAACAUGGAUAUAGAAACACAUUUGACAAUAAAACAAGCUACUAAUAUAAUACAAUCUUCAAUAACAAAAACACAAGAACUAGUUCACCAGGUACAAGAAAUUAUAAAUAAAAAUGAUGAAGAAACUGAUGAAAAUGAUGACAUAUUUGAAGAUGCUUUAGAUGAACUUCCAGAAAAUUAA
Molecule: messenger RNA, 1866 nt
Organism: Plasmodium reichenowi
Lineage: Eukaryota; Apicomplexa; Aconoidasida; Haemosporida; Plasmodiidae
Product: exported protein (PHISTb)
Exons: 2
Coding region: 1-1866 (621 amino acids)
Source: RefSeq, a predicted model, not a curated record